This is a messenger RNA of Pogona vitticeps (central bearded dragon), 2897 nucleotides long. RefSeq names its product FAST kinase domains 2 (gene FASTKD2). The record is from RefSeq and is a predicted model, not a curated record. Gene Ontology annotation, molecular function: RNA binding. Gene Ontology annotation, cellular component: mitochondrial matrix; ribonucleoprotein granule. Gene Ontology annotation, biological process: regulation of mitochondrial mRNA stability; mitochondrial RNA processing. NCBI's taxonomy places the organism in Eukaryota, Metazoa, Chordata, Lepidosauria, Squamata, Agamidae.
CGGGGCGUGCCCGUUGUUCUGCUAUGGCGGCUUCCGAGUGAGCGUCUUAACCCAGAGAUCGGUCAAAGCGGCAUUGAACCGGGUACCUUAUAGGACCCUGUUCUGGCUGGUUCAUUUGUGCAUCAAGGAUUUUUUUUUUAAUGCUCCCUUUGAAUAUAGCAAAAUGAAUAAGAAACUGGAUUAUUUUAUUUGGACUCUGAGACGGAUGCAGGCAUGUCUUUAUUCAGGGAGUCCUGUCUUUAGAGCUGCUUCAAGAACAUUUGUGUCGGGAAUUAAUGGACAUAAGGGACCUCCACGGAGUAUUUACUUGGAGCAGUUUCAGUUGUUUGCAAACCCAUCCUGGCAACAGUCAUCUCUUCGGUAUUCUUCUGAAGAUGUUCAAGCUAUUAAUAGAGAGAGUGUCAAUUCAAAUGAUGAGAAAACUGCUAAUUAUCUGCGAGAAGCACAUGUGCAGAGCCCUGAACCAAUGACUAUCAUAGAUGCCCAACCUCCUGAUUUUUUGGCUGAGCCACAACAAGGAAGCAGUGAGACUGAAGGAAUAGAGAACGAAAAUACAUCCCAGCAGUUCUUUACUGACCUUGAGAUGUGUAGUUCACCCUGUGAUGUCCUUGACCUUGUUUCAAAGUCUUCAUUCUCUCAAAAGUAUGUCAGUACCUGUUUCCGCAGAAUGUGGAUGCUCGUCAAAGGAUUUUCUAAGAAACAGAGGAUUUAUGAGAAAGAUCUGAUGUUUGAGCACCCUAACUUUAGCCAGCUGUGCCAGACCUUAAUUCAGGAAGCUAAGUUCCUGCAGCGUGAACAUCUGGUGUAUAGCUUCAUUGCUGUUGUGAGACUGGGAAUCCCAGAGGACACACUGCUGGUUCAGACCCUGGUCAGGGUAUGCCAGGAACGUCUGAACGAAUUUAAUGACAAAUGUCUCUCUGUUCUUGCCAACACUCUGAAAGAUAUGGAAAAAACCAAGAAUGUGGAAGCUCUUCGGUUUGGAUUGCAGUUACUGGUGGAGCAGCAACUCUCCCAAACCUCAGAUGUGUUCAUAUUGCAGAGCUAUAUGAAGUGUAUUGGGAAGGAUGGACCACUCAUGCUUAAAAGAAAGCUGGAGAACAAGAUAUAUGAUCAGAUUGAUCGGUUUACUGUCGCAAAUGCUCAACACAUGUUCACUACACUGGCUGAAAUGAAUUACCACUCUCUUCCAAUUCUGAGUGCUUGUAGUAAGAAAGUAAUAGAGAACAUCCAAGGAACUCCAUUUAAUAAAAUGCUGCAAGUUUUGAUGUCUUGUAGUAAGCUCCAGUAUUAUGACGACGCACUUUGUUCUGCAAUAGGAGAUUAUGCAGCAUCAGUCUUAUAUAUGUUGGACGUUAGACAGGUAGUCCUACUUCUUUUGGCCUUCAAGGCUUUUCCCUUUCGACCAGUGAAUCUGAUGGACAUGUUUGCUGAGAAAUUGAUGUCUCAUCCUGAAUCCUUGAGUAUGACGGAUAUUUUGUUUGUCCUGGAAUCCUAUUGUUUCCUCAACCAUUUCCCCAAAGACCAAAAGGAGAAGUUCCUUGAGAUUCUCAAUACUGUCUUAAAUACAUACCUCUCCACACUCCCUAAUAAAAAAUUACUAAGGGCUGUAUUGGCAUUCUGUAUUGCUGGAUAUGUUCCCCAGGCCGCAGUUGAUCGACUGCUGCAAGCUGAAAUUCUCCAUGAUCUAAUAUCAGAUGAGCGGAAAGCAGAGGUACAUAAAAAGAAGUUGCAUACCAUCAAUGUUUGUUUACAACUUGAUGGAAAUGCUUCUACUGAGCAAGCAGCCUUAUCAUCCCUGGCGCUACCACCACAACCUCCUGUUACUAUUCCUGUUGUUCAGAAUGUGCUGGAUACACUUCUGGGAGAUCCGAGUCUGUAUCAACCAAAUGUAGUGGUGUCUCAUGGCUACUCCAUAGAUUUUCAAAUCUUAAUGGAUGCAGAUCGGAAAACAGUGGUGCCAAACACACAGAAAGAUCACUUGACAGAUGAUCCUAACAUUAAAAGGAUAGCUCUGCUGUGCCCCCAUGUGAAUGCUUUCUGCAUGGGCUCCACUCAUCCACUCGGCUUCCUGGCAAUGAAGAUGAGGCACCUACGCCUUCUAGGAUAUCAGGUGAUCCUGGUUUAUUACCCUGCGUUCCAAAAAAUGAAGCCAAAUGAGGCAGUUGAGUUUUUGAAGGAAAAAAUAUUUUCAGAAGAAGGAAGUUCUGAGUUGAAGAUCCAAAGUGACUGUUAAAUCUAGGCUGCGUUCUCUUUGCCAGCUUCUCUGUAGCAAUAGAUUGCUAUGACAAUAUGUGUGACUCUCCUUGCCACCUAGCUGAGGCCACCCACAGGGAUGUCUCCCCCAUAAUUACCCUCCCACAAGGAGGAAUUGGGGGGUAACUGUGAGGGAGAGGCCUUCUUUCCCCCAUGUUUUCAGUGCAUGGGCAUUUAUUGUCUCCCCCCCACACACACACAACUCAUCUGGGAUUCUUACAGUUAUACAUGUUUUCAAAAGAAACAGGGCUCUUCCUCCACAGUUCAUGUUUGUAUAACCAUCAUGGGUGGCCAAUUCUGUGGCAGCUUUCCUGCAUGUAUACGUUUGAAAGCAGAGGGCUGGCACUCUGUGGUCUUUCAGAUAUUGCUGUAUUGAAGUUGUAUCUGAAGGGCCAUAAGUUGCCUACUCUGCUUUCAGGUGUAAUAAUGGUGGAGGGAGAGAAAAGAACACUGGAAAUAGCCCUCAGCAUGAUACUAAACUAAAUUGACCCACUGUUGUUUUAUUACAAGUAUAUUUGCUGAAUUCUACACGGAAUUGAAUGUACUUAUCCUAUUGUGGUAUAUUAAGUCAUCUUUACUAGUACCUUUUGUGAAAUUUGGAUGAGAAGAGGGUAUAUGUAUAGAUAAAUAAACAAACAAACAUA